Prunus armeniaca (apricot) is the source of this 513-nucleotide messenger RNA. NCBI's taxonomy places the organism in Eukaryota, Viridiplantae, Streptophyta, Magnoliopsida, Rosales, Rosaceae. The record is from the annotation of a GenBank genome assembly.
AUGCCCCCCCAACUUCUGCAUGGUGCGUGGUGGCAUGUAGGAGAUGUGGAUUGCUUGUUGGGCUAUCCAGCUGUAACUGGGCUUCCUUCUUGGAUUUGGGCUCUUGCUCGGAUGAGUAGUGUUGGCUGCGCAAAUCUCACGGCCUGGUGCUCCAGGCCGAGGGGAUGUGCGUUAACACGUGACAUCCUUCUUUUGGAUGCGGUGCGGUUGUGCGCGGGCGUGCCAGCACAGUCUACCGCGCGUCGAAAUGGUGAUGGGGUUUUAGGCGGUGCUCCGACGCGUUGCUCAGAGAGCGACGGUCGUAUGAUAUAUGGGGUGAAUGAGAUGAUAACAACGAUGGUGCUUCGACGCCUUGAAAAUCAAAGGGGGAGUCCUGGAGGGACAAUCAAAGAUGAAAAUAUCUGUGUGGUGGAGCCUGAUCGGGGCAAGUGGGUAGUCAAAUGGGCAUUUAGGAUUGUGAAGCAUAGUGGUGUGACCCCCAUAAAUCCCGGUAAACCUCGGCCACCGCCCUGA